AUGAACUUUUUCUUUCUCUUUUAGACCCCGUUCUUGCCUCCGCGUUGAUGCUCCUCCAUCGCUGCCAUCCAUGGCCUCCGAUCUCCGCGCUCGGCUGCUCCCGGAGAACGGCGAAGUCGUCAUCGACGUCGAGGGUCGGGCCGAGACCAACGGCGUGGGUGAGUACCACACGCGGAGCUUCAGUAACCCCUUUGAUUUCGUCGGAGCGGCGCCGCUUGUCGACCUACGGCUGCCGAGCACCAUUGACCCGUUCCGGAACCACACGCCGGGGUUUGGUGGCGUCUACGAGUGGAUCAAGAUGGUGGUUUGUGUUCCGAUAGCGAUUUUGCGGCUGGUGCUGUUCGGGAUCUCGAUUUCGAUUGGGUUCUUGGCGACCAAGCUGGCUUUGGAGGGGUGGAAGGAUAGGCAGAACCCGAUGCCGAAGUGGCGGUGUCGUCUGAUGUGGGUUACUCGGUUUUGUUCCCGAUGUAUCCUCUUUUCAUUCGGCUAUCACUGGAUUAAGCGAAUUGGAAAACCUGCAUCACGUGAUAUUGCACCAAUUGUUGUCUCAAAUCACAUCUCCUACAUUGAUCCGAUAUUCUUUUUCUAUGAAUUAUUUCCAACCAUUGUUGCCUCAGAGUCACAUGAUUCUUUACCCUUCGUUGGAACUAUUAUCAGAGCAAUGCAGGUCAUUUAUGUCGAUAGGUUCUCUGCGCCCUCAAGAAGACAGGCUGUCAAUGAAAUAAAGCGGAAAGCUUCAUGCAAUGGGUUUCCUCGUGUUCUGUUGUUUCCUGAGGGUACAACUACAAAUGGCAGGGCCCUCAUUUCAUUUCAACUUGGUGCAUUUAUUCCUGGCUUUCCAGUUCAGCCUGUCAUUGUUCGUUAUCCUCAUGUACAUUUUGACCAAUCAUGGGGAAACAUUUCGUUGGCAAAGCUCAUGUUCAGAAUGUUCUUGCAGUUUCAUAACUUUAUGGAGGUGGAAUAUCUUCCGAUUGUUCUUCCACAAGAGAAAAAGCAUGAAACUGUGGCCCAAUUUGCCCAACGGACAAGCUAUGCUAUGGCAAGCGCUCUUAAUGUUGUACAAACAUCUCAUUCUUAUGUAGAUGGAAUGCUUCUCACUAGAGCAUCAGAACUUAUGAAGGAAAAUUGUUCAAAUUAUAUGGUAGAAAUGGCAUGGGCUGAUAAUUUAUUCCAAAUAAGCACAUCUGAUGCAAUGGAGUUUUUGGACCAGUUUCUUGCUAUGGACCCAGAUUCCAAUGGAUGUGUUCAAAAACAUGACUUCUUGAUCUGUUUGGGAUUGGAGAAAAGUCCACUUGGUGAAAAGAUAUUCAGCUACUUUGAUGUGGAGAAGAAGAACUCCAUAACAUUUCGGCAGUUCUUGCUUGGAUCAGCAAAUAUCAGGAAACAGCCAUUAUUUCAUGAGGUCUGCAACACAGCUUUUAGUAAAUGUGAUUAUGAAGAAACUGGUUUUAUUUCUGCAGAACAGCUUACACACUUUCUUCGAUCGUCCUGUCUGGGCACAAUUGAACAAACAUUUGCGCGGCUAUUGAAUUUCUUCGACAUUGACAAUGAUGGACCUGUGACGAGAGCCAAGUUUAUGGAAGGUCUUUGGAAAUACCCUAUACUGGUUGCAUUUUUCACUUGCGACCCGAAUUGAAAGUUCAGAGACAUGUAAUUGUUACAAACUCAUCUCAAGACGAUCUGAUUAUCGAAACCUUGGAAUCUCGCCGACAAGAAAAGCUCAUCUCUUGUUUUCUGCUGUUCGGGUUCGUUUUUCUUAGAACCUGUUUCAGAGGUGUGUAAAAAACAUGCUUGGAAUCCUCCAAUUUUCCUGUCCUUGUUGGUGUUUUGAAUGUUGUGAUUGAGAAUGAAUGUAAUACUGAGAUGUAAAAUGUCAUACUUAUUAUCACAAAGAUUAGUACAACUAAACUUAAAAAGAGUGAUUGCAACAAAUGGACCAAAUGCAUACCCCCAAGCAUAUACAGUGUA
Dioscorea cayenensis subsp. rotundata (Guinea yam) is the source of this 1968-nucleotide messenger RNA. Its product is annotated as lysophospholipid acyltransferase LPEAT2. Lineage: Eukaryota; Viridiplantae; Streptophyta; Magnoliopsida; Dioscoreales; Dioscoreaceae. Bases 71 to 1636 code for a protein of 521 amino acids. The record is from RefSeq and is a predicted model, not a curated record. Gene Ontology annotation, molecular function: lysophosphatidylethanolamine acyltransferase activity. Gene Ontology annotation, biological process: phospholipid metabolic process. The transcript is spliced from 14 exons.